AAAUCCUGUUUAACACACCAGACACGAUUCCACUUCCCUCACUUUUUUUUUUUACUCUCUCUAUCCCAAAAACCCUUUUUUCCCAAAUUUCUCAGGUUUAUUCAUAUUUGACUCUCGAAUUAGGGCAACUUCAUUUCUCUGCUGCUCCAAAAUCAAGGUGCUUUAAUGUCGCAAAAAGUUAGUGAAGAAAUCGACUUGAACUGUGAUGCUGUUUCGGUUGACCGUGAAAACGGGGAUAAUGAUGUAAAUAUUAGGGAUUCUGGAACUUGUUUGAAAGAAAGUGUAAAUAAGGCAGGGGAAGAAAGCAAAAUUGAGAGUGUAAAAGAUGAAGAGGUGAAUUUGGAAGCUGAUAUUGGGUCUUUAGGUGAAGAGGUGGCUUUCGGCUCGGGUGAGGUUUCGAAGAUGGAGGUUGAUGGAGAGUUGAAAGGAAAUGGAGAUGGUGAGUGUGUCUCUGUGGAAGAUAAGAAACCAGUGGUGGCUGAAGAAAUGGCUGUGAAAUCUUCUAGUGAGGUAGCUGAAGACCUUAAUGUUGGAAUGUGUCGUAGUGGGGAUCCGUUGCUAGAGGGAACUAGUGUUCGGUCUAUCUCAAUUGUUGACUAUGCUACUCAUUCUGGUGACGAGAGGCUGAAUUCUCGAGAUUUAAGUCAUGAAAACUCUUUACCUUGCGGGGACCAGAAAGAGAGUUUGAACGAUCGAUCUUCUUGUGGAUUAGAAAGCCGGGAUAUGGAAAUUGAUGCACACGAUGAUACCAAAAAGAAACGAAAUGCUGAAAAUAGGUCUAGUGUGUUAAAUGAUGGGGUAGACUCGAAUCAAUGUACAAGCACGGAUGAGGAUGAGGAUGAGGAUGAGGAUGAGGAUGAGGAUGAGGAUGAGGAUGAGGAUGAAGAUGUAAAACCAGAAGAACCUGAAUUUUGUGUCUCGGAUUUAGUGUGGGGUAAAGUAAGGAGUCACCCUUGGUGGCCAGGACAAAUAUUUGAUUAUUCAGAUGCCUCAUCGAAGGCAAAGAAGUAUUUUAAAAAGGGCUGUUAUUUGAUUGCGUAUUAUGGUGAUCAGACAUUUGCUUGGAAUGAAGAGUCACGGAUCAAGCCGUUUAGGCCUCAUUUCUCGCGUAUGGAAAAGCAGAACAAUAUGGAAGAGUUUCACAAUGCUGUGGAUUGUGCCUUGGAUGAGGUUUCUAGACGGGUAGAGUUUGGUCUGGCCUGUUCCUGCAUUUCCAAGGAAGCAUAUGCUGAGGUCAAAACUGAGAUAAUUGUUAACGCUGGGAUCCUGGAAGAAUCUAGUAGAAGAGUCGGUGGGGAUCGAUUCUCAACCGCUGCUUCUUUUGACCCUUCUGAACUUGUUGAGACUAUGAAAGCGUUGGCCCUAUCACCUUUGUACAGUGAGGUUGAUAGACUGCAAUUCACAACAUCACAGGCACAAUUAUUGGCAUUCCAUCGUUGGAAAGGUUAUUCCCAGCUACCUGAGUUUCUAAAUGUUGGUGGCUUGUUAGAGACUGAUGCAGAAAUCCUUUUGUUUGAGGAAGUGGAAACUGAAGUUCCUAGUUCCAAGGUUGAAAAAGAGAAGCCCGAGAAUCAAGAUAAAAUCCCUGCAGGUUCGUGCAAAAAGGAGAAAAGCUUGUCGGAGUUUUUAGCUGAAAGACGGUUGAGUUUGCAGAAAGUUAAAAGGAAAUUGAAUAACAAUGCUGGUGACAAGUUAACUUCUUCCCCUGCGAAAAAACUAAAGGCCGUUGACACUCUGCAUGAUGACUCAGCAUCGAAACUGAAGAAAAGUUAUGUGUCACCAGGGUCUGGUGAUAAGUCUUUGCAGUCUAAGCAAACUUUCAGGGUUGGAGCUAGCAUACUUAGGGUUGCAAGUCUACUCAAUGGUUCAACGGUUUCAUCUCCACUAUUUAAGCAUUGCGAUGGGAAAUCUCAAAAAUCUGCAGUUAACAACAAAAAGAAAGGAAAAUCUAUGUCUGGCAAGUCUCCUGGGAAGGUUUCUCGGACAGAUGCUUCAUCACCUACUGGGAUUCACUCACAGCUUUGCUCGGCUGCCACAGAUCCCUUGAAAGAUCAAGGAACGGAUGAUAUAACGAGGGAGAAAUCAACCGGUUCCAAAGUUACUGGAAGGUCUGAGCUGGCCUCAAUUAAAGACUCUUCUUGUUCUGACAGGAAAAUCCGAUGCCUUCCCGAAGAGCAAUCACCGGUUGACAAGGACAAUGAAACCUCCGAGGUUUCUCCAAACACACAACCAACUGUUCAAGCAAGUGUCAAUACGGAUUCUGAACCGAAACAUACAGUGGAAGGUGAAAUUCUUGGAACAGAAACAGAGAAGCAGCAGAUAGCAGACUCAGAUGAAAGUUUUACGAAGGAUCAAACUCCAACUGCACUGAUUCUGAACUUUUCAGACAUCGAUUCAGUUCCUUCGGUAGAAGACCUUAAUAAGACCUUUAGCCAUUACGGGCCAUUGGUUUCACCAGGUGCUGAAGUGUUCAAAAAGAGCACCCGAGCCAAAGUGGUUUUCAAAAGACGAGCAGACGCAGAAACGGCCUUCAGCAGUUCCGGAAAGUACAGCAUUUUUGGUCCCUCACUUGUUAGUUACCGCCUCAAACGACUAGCUGUUACACCAAUUAAAGCUUCUACCGGUUCAACAAAACGAUUCAGGGUGGGUGAAGCACGUGAAGAUGAAAAUACUACUUGAUGAUGGCUUAUAGUAUGGUGAAAGUUGAUGUAGAAAAGAAAGGUCCCAUUCAUAGCUCAAGGUAUGAACUUCUAAAAUGCCUUUCUUUAUGAAAAUUAUAUUAUUAUAUACAAUUAUCUUGGUAGGUUGUAUUAGUUGAAAAUGUUGGUAGUAUCAAAACACUUGAUUUAGCUAUCAAAUUCUUAGUGGCAAGCGGGUUAAUUUACUUA
This is a messenger RNA of Gossypium raimondii (Peruvian cotton), 2888 nucleotides long. RefSeq names its product PWWP domain-containing protein 5. NCBI's taxonomy places the organism in Eukaryota, Viridiplantae, Streptophyta, Magnoliopsida, Malvales, Malvaceae. The coding region runs from base 166 to 2679 and encodes 837 amino acids. The transcript is spliced from 3 exons. The record is from RefSeq and is a predicted model, not a curated record.